CAUAAAUUUGUUGCUGCUCGGGGAGACAGAGGGGAACAUUGCUGUUUAAUUUUCGCAACAGUUCUUGAUGACGAGUUUUAAAAUUUCCGAAAUGGAGACUAGAGGGACAACGGCGAGGACAGGAAAAAUACCUCACAGAAACGGUAAAAUAACAAGUGAAACGCUCAAUUUUCGAAAAGUGGCCAGACAGGUCAUGCUGGCAAACAUGUUUACGAAAAGGCCGCUGCAGCAACCAAACGUGAAGAAAAAUUCGACCUACAAAAGCACAGCCGUCGACCAUCAUGGGCUUAAGCCAAAGAGGGAACGAAAACACAAUAAUUCUGCGAUGGAAAAGCCAUCAUUACAUCGGAAAGGAACUCCAGAGCUGUUCCCAAUGUCGGAGGAAAUGAAACAGACUAUGAUUUCACUUGGCAGGCUUGAUCUUUUGCCAGAAGAAAGGAAGGCGCGGGGGCGUUCUUUCGCCGAGGAAGUGAAAGUACAAAAAUCGCAAUCAAACGGUACAUUUCGCGAGAAAACAAGACGAAGGAUAAUUCAUCCCCAGAGGUUUAUCCGCAACGUACAAUCUUCUAUUAACAACGCGAAACGAAUUCUCGAAGACAGCGAAGAGACUGAAAAUGAAGAAAUUUCGACGGAAAAUGGUACGACGAAAACUACAUCUGAAGAUGUCACAAACGGCAUCAAUUCUGCAGAUGAAAGUGAUGCUAAAUUGAACAGAAUAAAAACAAACAACAACAUUGUUCCAACACUGCAAACAAGUACGUACUGUAGCACAAAAUCCGCUAGAAAUCAACGUUGUUCUUCAUCUAACAAGCGACCUUCUUACUUAUCAAGAUUCAGUGACAUUGGACCGCUUUCCGCUACCCAACCCAGAAUUACUCAACUACGAACAUGGCCAACACGAGCACACGACACAACUCGUAUGUGGACGCGUACAAAUUAUUUCCCUAAAAUUUCGAGAAGGUACACAUUUUCAGGGAAAGAGUGGGCAAACUACAGCAAAUCAGCAGAAAUCGAAGAAAAAAAUAAUGACGAACUCUUGAGAACCAGGCAAUGGAAAAGUGUGGAGAACCUCACACGAGAAAUCGAAGACAAAUGCCUUACAUGGCUUGAAAACCGCUACGGUUUACCUUAGUAUUAAACAUCAAAGAUGAUAAAGCACCUAAUUUUUCCCAGGAACGAACAUCUCACUAAACAAAGUUUACAACUUGAAUUUGGCUUAUGUUAAAUCUACAAAUUUCUUCUGGAAAAAAUCAUCUUUAUUAUGAAGAAAUGCUAAUUUCCCCUUGAAAAUCCCUGAGUUUUAUUCAAAAAACUAAGUUUAAUUUCUGAACGUCAUAAAUUGAAUCAUAACCAGGAAAUGUCGCAAUUCACUUGAGAAAAAAAUACAAGUGAAAACCAAUUUCCAUUUCACAAAGACAAAAUAUAAGCAUAAAAAUGAGCAUUAAAAAAGUAGAAAAACUCAAAAGCUCCACGCAGGCAUUUAUGAAAAACACAAUUCUGUUUCACUUUUGUAAGCAGCUGGUUUCGAAACUAAUGUAUGCAUGCAAAUUUCAGUUUGAAGCACUUUUAAUCUGACUUGAUCUUUGCCGCUAUUUCUUAG
Molecule: messenger RNA, 1600 nt
Organism: Pocillopora meandrina
Lineage: Eukaryota; Metazoa; Cnidaria; Anthozoa; Scleractinia; Pocilloporidae
Source: the annotation of a GenBank genome assembly